This is a messenger RNA of Rhizoctonia solani, 3510 nucleotides long. RefSeq names its product DNA repair protein RAD5. The transcript has 35 exons. Gene Ontology annotation, cellular component: cytoplasm. Gene Ontology annotation, molecular function: ATP-dependent chromatin remodeler activity; ATP binding. The record is from RefSeq and is a predicted model, not a curated record. Lineage: Eukaryota; Fungi; Basidiomycota; Agaricomycetes; Cantharellales; Ceratobasidiaceae. Bases 1 to 3510 code for a protein of 1169 amino acids.
AUGCAGGGCGAUGACGGUCCUAGAACCAUCACCGCGGGCAGUGAUUCGAAAACGGUUAAAAAGGAGUCCAGUAACGCGAGUUUCGGUCCGACAUCCCCCUAUCCGAAUACUACCAUCCGAGUCGGAUCCAUCAGCGAUAUUGAACCACCAUCCUCGAGCAACGCCGAGCCCCUCCCUAGCAACAUCAGACAAGAAUCUCCCCCCAAGGCACCAUCCGUUAUUGAACUUAGUUCAGACUCUGACGACGAGGUUAACCCUCGCCCCAGCGAACACAUUUCUCAGUACGCCUUUCCGGACGGAGAAGUAAUUGAAAUAGGAUCUUCAGACGAAGAACCAAUGCCCGCUCUUCCGAUUCCUCGCCAGUCCUCGUCGUUAACAAAUGCCCCGAGACUAUAUCGUGCCAGUGCUAGCUCGGAUAUAAUUACGCCUCGUCCCAGUAGCACCGGAACGAUGCUGCAUCGCCAAGUCGUAGAACCUCUUCCAGUGGAAUACGAUCGUUCUCAAAUGUUCUGGACACAAAACCGAUCUCGACCAUCUAGCCCCGAGAGUGUUGGCAGCUUUGCUCCGAGCUCUCGCAAGCGCUUAAUCCAUAGCGUGGAUACAGAUGGCCCUGAAGGCCAUGUCUCGAAGCGGGCCCGAUACGGCAUGUUCCCCGAAACCGGGGUCCCCUACCAAGACGAAGAAUUCGAAGAAGACUACUACGGACCUGCCAAUAACUAUAUGACCCAGCAAAUUGCAGGCCAGGCUCGAGCCGGUACGAUUAUGCCGGGGCACUUCACCCUCCAUCCCGUUGGACAAGCGCCAGCGCCAGUACCCUACCCUGCAACCACCCUCUAUGGCUCUGCCUCCUAUCAUAAUGGAUAUCAGCCUGUAAAUGCAUUCAACAAUGACAUUUUGAUGCCUACCGUUAUCGGGUCCAACAUCGUUCAUCCAACUAUGGGAUAUCAUGCUCCUCCAAUGGGAGCCGCAAUGCCGGUUCCUCAGCCCAUGGCUCCCGGCCCAUUGAAUCGUUUCAACGGCGGCUUCAAUCUCAACUAUGAUGAUUCAAGUCCAGCCACUUGGCUCGACACCAACGGGCCGAAUCGCGCGGUUCAACUACAGAAGUUCUUCGAAGACGCGAUGGAUGAUCACGAAUCCGCUAUUCCCGUUCGCGAUGCAACCAAAGCCCUGGGUUUGUCUAAUACAACGGAGCGACUUCCGGGCAUGCAAGUACCUCUGAUGCCCCAUCAACUCAUUGGUGUUGCUUGGAUGGUGAAGCAGGAGUUAGGGCAGGUUGCUGGUGGAAUCCUUGCGGAUGAUAUGGGUCUUGGGAAAACCAUGCAGACUAUUGCUUUGAUCGCUAAAAAUCGACCUGAAAAGAAAAAUCCUCGUCAAGCUACACUUGUGGUCGCGCCUGCGGCCCUUCUUGAUCAAUGGAAAGAUGAAAUUCUCAGCCGCACCGAUGAUGGCCUGUUCAAAGUUAGGAUUCACCACGGCAAGGAUAAGCUGCGUUCGGCAAAAGAGGUCGGCAAAUACGACAUUAUUAUCACCACUUUCCAAACCUUGACCAACGAGUUCCCUACGGACGAGAUCGAUAUGCGAAAGAAGAAGGCUGCCGAUAAAAAGAAGAAAAAGUCAAAGCAGCGAACUCUUGAUUACUUUAUCGUGAAUGAUUCCUCAGACGAGGGGGCGUCGAAGAAGAAGGCCGGGUAUGGUCCUUUAGCGAUGACCAAAUGGUAUCGUGUUGUGAUUGAUGAAGCACAAAACAUCCGUAACCGGUCAACCCGGUCUAGCCGCGUAAUGACGAUGCUUGAUUCGGAGUACCGUUGGGCUCUGACCGGGACCCCAGUCACAAACACACUAGCCGACUUGUACGGUCUUGUGCGCUUUUUGCAUUAUGCUCCAUUCAAUGAUUGGUCUGAAUUCAAUGAAAAAAUUUUCAAAAGCGGGACCCCAAUUGCUGGCCGGCGUGCCCAGGCGUUGCUCAAGAAAUGCCUUCUUCGUCGCACCAAGAACUCCAAAUUAGAAGGGAAGCCACUCAUUACCCUGCCGCCCAAGACAAUCGAUAUGGAGAUGCUUGAGUUUUCUCCCGAUGAACGCCAGGUGUGUUUACCAAGCGGUAGAGGCUCAGCAACAACACUCAACAAAUUCAUCCGUGCCGGCACUGUUAUGAAAAACUACCACCUUAUUUUGGUCAUGCUUUUGCGUCUGCGACAGGUUUGCAAUCAUCCGCGACUCAUUGCCUACGCUUCGGGAGAAUUCAUUGCCGAUGGCGCUCAGGUUAUGACCUCGGACGAGGACAACGAUGAUAAUGAGCCUAGGCUUUCGACUUCGUCGCUCGCGAACAGCAAAACUAACGCAAAAGCUCUUAUGGGGGAUGAGCGCUUCAAUAUGGUAACAAGACAAUUCCAUAAUACCGUUAAAGACAUGAUCACGGCCGAGAUCACUGGCGGAGACUUACCAGACGACGAAACCCUAGAAUGUCAAGUCUGUUAUGAACCAUUUGUUGGAAAUGCGUGUGUCACGGUCUGUGGACACGUAUUUUGCAAGGGAUGCUUGGACGAUCUAUUCAAGCUUCCAUUGCAAGGGGAGGCCGCAGCCAACGAGGAAUUUGGCAGGGGCCGCCAGAUCAAAAGUGAAGACGAUGACGAUGAAGUGGAUUUUGGUGCAAUGGGUGAGGGAGAAGACCUUGUGCCUGGUGCCAAGAUGAUCCAUAUGCUUAAUCUACUAACGACCUGGCACAAAGAGGCCCCAGAAGAUAAAAUCAUCGCUUAUUCUCAAUGGACCUCUAUGAUUGACCUCAUGCAAAUUCUUCUGAAAAAGUCUGGCUUUGAGUCUCUUCGCUACGAUGGCCAAAUGAAACGAGAGGAACGCGAGCACGCACGCCCUGACCUGAAGUGCGGAGGAGUUGGUCUCAAUCUUACUGAAGCCAACCGCGUCAUUUGCAUGGACCUCGCAUGGAACGCAGCCACUGAGAACCAAGCAAUUGACCGAGCUCACCGAAUGGGUCAAGUCAAACCAGUUACGGUCAAGCGCCUCGCCAUUAAAGGUACCAUUGAAGAACGUAUCCUGAAACUACAAGCCGAGAAGCAGAACUUGUCCGACGCCGCAUUGGGCGAAGGAAAUGGUACUAAAAUGUCGCGCAUGAAUGUAGCACAGCUGAAGAUGGGCAGUUCUCCUUUCCGAAUCUCUCGUUCUAGUCCACCACCCACACCGCACGCUUCAGACAACGAGGAAACCACUACUGCUCGCGUGACUACGGCAGUUCCGCCCCGAAUCAAAACUCUUACCACUACAGCAACACCGAUGGAAGCUACUAUUAUAGCAAUCCAAAUGGUUCAACCUACUAUAAUAGUGGAAAUGGCCAUAGCAACUAUACUAGCCCAAGUGGCGGAGGAUGGACCUCGAACGGAGGCUCGCGCCAGAGCAAGUGAAGAAAUUGGUAGAGUAUCCCAUUAUAUCGCUAUCUUGAAAGAGUACCAGGCUAUGGGAAUUUUCCGAUAUGGAAUCAUUAUCGUAGACUUGGAUUAG